UCUCUGAGGUCCUGUGUUAGUCCCACUGAGGCAGUAGUCUACUGAGGUCCUGUGUUAGUCCCACAGAGGCAGUAGUCUACUGAGGUCCUGUGUUAGUCCCACUGAGGCAGUAGUCUACUGAGGUCCUCUGUUAGUUCCACAGAGGCAGUAGUCUACUGAGGUCCUGUGUUAGUCCCACUGAGGCAGUAGUCUACUGAGGUCCUGUGUUAGUUCCACUGAGGCAGUAGUCUACUGAGGUCCUCUGUUAGUUCCACUGAGGCAGUAGUCUACUGAGGUCCUGUGUUAGUCCCACUGAGGCAGUAGUCUACUGAGGUCCUGUGUUAGUCCCACAGAGGCAGUAGUCUACUGAGGUCCUGUGUUAGUCCCACAGAGGCAGUAGUCUACUGAGGUCCUGUGUUAGUCCCACAGAGGCAGUAGUCUACUGAGGUCCUGUGUUAGUCCCACAGAGGCAGUAGUCUACUGAGGUCCUGUGUUAGUCCCACUGAGGCAGUAGUCUACUGAGGUCCUCUGUUAGUUCCACAGAGGCAGUAGUCUACUGAGGUCCUGUGUUAGUUCCACCGAGGCAGUAGUCUACUGAGGUCCUGUGUUAGUCCCACUGAGGCAGUAGUCUACUGAGGUCCUGUGUUAGUCCCACUGAGGCAGUAGUCUACUGAGGUCCUGUGUUAGUCCCACUGAGUCAGUAGUCUACUGAGGUCCUGUGUUAGUCCCACUGAGGCAGUAGUCUACUGAGUGUUAGUCCCACUGAGGCAGUAGUCUACUGAGGUCCUGUGUUAGUCCCACGGAGGCAGUAGUCUACUGAGGUCCUGUGUUAGUCCCACUGAGGCAGUAGUCUACUGAGGUCCUGUGUUAGUCCCACUGAGGCAGUAGUCUACUGAGGUCCUCUGUUAGUCCCACUGAGGCAGUAGUCUACUGAAGUCCUCUGUUAGUUCCACUGAGGCAGUAGUCUACUGAAGUCCUGUGUUAGUUCCACUGAGGCAGUAGUCUACUGAGGUCCUCUGUUAGUCCCACUGAGGCAGUAGUCUACUGAGGUCCUCUGUUAGUCCAGAUCUGUCAAGAAACCCAUCCGGAGUUCCUAAGUCUUUCAAUAAGUUGUUUUGUCCCUCUUUAAGUUACUAGCUCAAUCUGCAAUAGGUCCUGUUUUAUUGUGUUCAAACAGGCAAGAAACCCUGAUGAUGAGGUUGGUGAUGGUGAUGAUGAUGAUGAAGAUGAGACUAGUGAGUUGUUUAUUCUCCAGGGUGCUUCAGCAUUCUCCAGAGUGCUUCAGUAUUCUCCAGAGUGCUUCAGCAUUCUCCAGGGUGCUUCAGUAUUCUCCAGAGUGCUUCAGUAUUCUCCAGAGUGCUUCAGCAUUCUCCAGGGUGCUUCAGUAUUCUCCAGCGUGCUUCAGCAUUCUCCAGGGUGCUUCAGUAUUCUCCAGAGUGCUUCAGCAUUCUCCAGAGUGCUUCAGCAUUAUCCAUGGUGCUUCAGUAUUCUCCAGCGUGCUUCAGCAUUCUCCAGGGUGCUUCAGUAUUCUCCAGAGUGCUUCAGUAUUCUACAGGGUGCUUCAAUAUUCUCCAGAGUGCUUCAGCGUUCUCCAGGGUGCUUCAAUAUUCUCCAGAGUGCUUCAGCGUUCUCCAGGGUGCUUCAGCAUUCUCCAGAGUGCUUCACUAUUCUCCAUAGUGCUUCACUAUUCUCCAGAGUGCUUCACUAUUCUCCAGAGUGCUUCAGCAUUCUACAGGAUGCUUCACUAUUCUCCAGAGUGCUUCACUAUUCUCCAGAGUGCUUCAGCAUUCUCCAGGGUUCUUCAGUAUCCUACAGGGUUCUUCAGUAUCCUACAGAGUGCUUCAGUAUUCUACAGAGUGCUUCAGCAUUCUCCAGGGCGCUUCAGCAUUCUCCAUAGUGCUUCAGCAUUCUCCAGAGUGCUUCAGCGUUCUCCAGGGUGCUUCAGCAUUCUCCAUAGUACUUCAGCAUUCUCCAGGGUGCUUCAGUAUUCUACAGGGUGCUUCAAUAUUCUCCAGAGUGCUUCAGUAUUCUCCAGGGUGCUUCAGUAUUCUCCAGGGUGCUUCAGCAUUCUCCAGGGUUCUUCAGCAUUCUCCAGAGUGCUUCAGCAUUCUCCAGAGUGCUUCAGUAUUCUACAGGGUGCUUCAGUAUUCUACAAGGUGCUUCAGUAUUCUACAGAGUGCUUCAGGCUUCCAAUAGGAGGUCCAACAGUCCUUUCCUGA
Molecule: messenger RNA, 2198 nt
Organism: Oncorhynchus tshawytscha (Chinook salmon)
Lineage: Eukaryota; Metazoa; Chordata; Actinopteri; Salmoniformes; Salmonidae
Exons: 2
Coding region: 1170-2198 (342 amino acids)
Source: RefSeq, a predicted model, not a curated record